AUGGUUUUCAACAUUAUUCUGGUAGCAAUUGUUGCAUUUCUAUUUCAUCAACUGAUAUGGAAACGGAGAAACUGGCCUGCUGGACCGAUUCCUUUGCCUUUAAUCGGAAAUCUUCUCUCCCUUCGAACGCCUGCUCCCGGAUACCAAGCAUUUGCAAAAUGGACCAAAAAAUACGGAGAUAUCUACACUUUCUGGCUUGGAACCCGUCCGUACAUUCUUGUUUCAAGUUAUUCUGCUUUGAAAGAGACAUUUAUAAAAGACGGUGAAACUUAUGCUGACAAAAAACCAAUGGCAUUCCAAGAAGCAUUCCGAGGAGGAUCUUAUGGAGUCGUAGAGACGAAUGGACCGUUUUGGAGAGAACACAGAAGAUUUGCACUUCAUCAGUUUAGAGAUUUUGGACUCGGAAAAGAUAGAAUGGAGCAAAGAAUCAUGAUGGAAGUGGAGGAUAUUUUCAGAAAUUGUGAUAAGACAUUGGGAGACGGAGUGAAUUUAACUGAUGUUUUUGAUAGAGCUGUUGGUAAUGUAAUCAAUCAAAUGUUGUUUGGAUAUCGGUUCGAUGAGACCAGAGCCGACGAGUUCCGUACAAUUCGUGCUUUCUUCAAUUUCAACUCGGGAGAGUUCGCUUCUUUCUCGAUGAGAGUUCAAUUCUUCCUUCCGUGGAUGGGAUAUAUUAUGCCAGGACCUACAAUUCUUGACCGUUUCAAAAAGUAUCAAAAAGGUUUCACCGAGUUUUUCGGAACUCAAAUUGCUAAUCACAAGAAGGAAAUCGAUUUUGAGUUGGAAGAGAAUUCAGAUUAUGUAGAAGCAUUUCUGAAGGAACAGAAGAAAAGAGAAGCAAUGGGAGAUUUUGAGACCUUCAGUACUACCCAACUCUCCAAUAUGGUUCUUGAUCUCUGGUUUGCUGCAUUGAUGACAACAUCUAAUACGAUGACGUGGUGUUUUGCAUACACUUUGAAUUAUCUUGAUGAACAGAAGAAAAUGCACGACGAGCUAGACAGAGUAAUUGGAAGCGAUAGAUAUAUUACGACUGCUGAUAAACCAAAUCUACCGUAUACCAAUGCGUAUAUCAAUGAAAUCCAACGAACUGCCAACCUGGUUCCUUUGAAUCUUCUUCACAUGACGACAAGGGAUACUGUACUCAAUGGGUACAAAAUUCCAAAAGGAACCGGAGUGGUUGCACAGAUCAGUACAGUUAUGUAUGAUGAAGAAGUUUUCCCGGAACCGUACAUUUUUAAACCAGAGAGAUUCAUCGAUGAAGACGGGAAACUGAAAAAAGUUGAGCAACUCGUACCAUUCUCUGUUGGAAAGAGACAAUGCCUGGGUGAAGGACUUGCUCGAAUGGAACUAUUCCUGUUUAUUGCUAACUUCUUCAAUAGAUAUCGGGUUGUUCCGGAUGCAUCUGGCCCUCCAGUCAUUGAUAAAGCUGUAUUAGGUGGAAUGCAUACCAAGGAAUUCUUUGCGAUUCUGGAAAAACGACAUGAAAAAUAA
Caenorhabditis remanei is the source of this 1488-nucleotide messenger RNA. RefSeq lists its product as uncharacterized. Gene Ontology annotation, cellular component: intracellular membrane-bounded organelle; cytoplasm. The record is from RefSeq and is a predicted model, not a curated record. Gene Ontology annotation, molecular function: iron ion binding; heme binding; oxidoreductase activity, acting on paired donors, with incorporation or reduction of molecular oxygen, reduced flavin or flavoprotein as one donor, and incorporation of one atom of oxygen. The transcript has 6 exons. NCBI's taxonomy places the organism in Eukaryota, Metazoa, Nematoda, Chromadorea, Rhabditida, Rhabditidae. The coding region runs from base 1 to 1488 and encodes 495 amino acids. Gene Ontology annotation, biological process: xenobiotic metabolic process.